AUGUCAACGCGGACAGAAAGUGCGGCAGUCCGUCUGCGACCAGUCGGUUCCCUAUUCUUUCUGAGCCGUCCGAAUGAGAAGAGAGCAUUCGAUUCGUUAGCCGGCUCGGGAUUCGGAGCAUUCAACAAAAGAGCAUUCGACACGAUGGGCGGUCACGGAUUCAGUGGAUUCGAUAAGCGGGCGUUCGACUCGUUGGCUGGAAGCGGUUUUGGUGCAUUCAACAAGAGGGCAUUCGAUAGUUUGGCCGGUUCUGGAUUCGGAGCAUUCAACAAACGAGCAUUCGACUCAUUGGCUGGAAGUGGAUUCAGUGGAUUCGAUAAGAGAGCAUUCGACUCGUUGGCAGGACAAGGAUUCGGAGCAUUCGAGAAACGAGCAUUUGAUACUGUGAGUACAUCCGGCUUCGACGACUUCAAAUUGUGA
This is a messenger RNA of Caenorhabditis remanei, 420 nucleotides long. RefSeq lists its product as uncharacterized. Lineage: Eukaryota; Metazoa; Nematoda; Chromadorea; Rhabditida; Rhabditidae. The transcript has 3 exons. The coding region runs from base 1 to 420 and encodes 139 amino acids. Gene Ontology annotation, molecular function: neuropeptide hormone activity. The record is from RefSeq and is a predicted model, not a curated record.